UUAACAUAAUCCAUUGAUGCGCAUGAGCCCUGCGCAGGUGCCCGCCGACAAAGAAGACCCUGGACCAAUCGAUAUCGAGUCAGAACACAAGCGAGAAGAGAAAAUGGCCACAACUCAUUGAACCCGCAGUUGCAAAUUACUCUAUAAAUUACUAACUUGAACAAAAUUGCACUUCUUAACGCAUAAUAUUUAAAGCAUCAAAGAUGAAUCAAUACCAGAAGGUUUAUAUGAACCAGAUACAUUCCAGUUCUUUACUGGGACAGUUAGCACAGAUGUGGAAAAGUCAGAUGUUAUGUGAUGCACUGAUUAGGACAGGAAAUGUCACCACAAAGGCCCACAGAGUCGUGUUGGUAGCUGCCUGUCCUAUGUUACAGUCCAUGGACAAUGCUUCAGUCGGUUCACAUCUAGAAGUACGCUUGGCAGCAGAUAUUAAACAAGAGGCUGUCAAUUCAUUCUUACAGUACUUAUAUGAAGGAUUUAUGAUGUUAAGUGAAGAAAAUUGUAAAGACGUUGAAAAAGUAGCUAGACUUUUGCAAGUGGACAGUGUUACAAAGUGCUGUAUAGACUUUUAUAAUUGUCUUCAAAAGAAAACAGGUGUGCCUGUAUAUUCCAACACACAAUAUAAAUACUCAUCAGCUGAUCUCUUGGAAUUCCGUCAUGUUAGAACAACAGACCUUCAGAAGACACUACAAGAAAGAAUGAUGAAACGAGCAGCUGCUGAUUCAGUGAGACCAACAAGUCCAAGUGGCAAACGCCAAAGAAUGCAACAACAAAGACCACCAAGUCCCAACAUUGAUCUUGCCAUGUUUGGUCAGAAAGCUGAUGAUACGCUCAGCAUGACUCAUAGCUACAUGGGCAAUACUGGCAAUCAGGCAGCAGCUGAACCAUGGGAAAGGGUACCUAGAAUUGGUGCAAUCCAUAGUCAGCGCCCAUCUCACCCAAAGCCAGGUGUAAUUGAGAUCGUGGAAGAUAGUCUGGAAAUCUUACAAACUCAGCCUCCAGACAAGGACGGCAAUAAGUCAGCUCCUCCUAUUAUUCAGAAGAGCUUAGCUAUUUCAGUAUCUAGUCAAGUCAAUUCAUCACAAGAUGUUCAUGUUGUAAAUGUGAACGACUCAUCAUCUCAUCCCACUGCUGCCGGUGACGGCCCCAUCAUGAGUACGGGUAGAGACUCUAUCACUGUCAGUCCAUUAACAGUCAUGCCAGGAACAUCAUCAUUAUCGUCAUCAUCAGCAUCAUCACCAUUAACCAAAGAUCCACACAAAUCCACUAUGGAUAAAGAUAUGUCAGACAAAAUACCAUAUGCCAAAAAAUUGCAGUCAUCAUUAGACCAUCAGUCCAGCACCCCUCAGAGAGGUCUGUUCCCUGUGUCUAUGUCACCAGCUAAUAUGUCUCCCAUCAAUCAAGUCAAGAAAUCAUUUGCCGCAGGAAGUGCUUCCCAAGCUGCCUCUAUGUCACAAUCACAUGAUUCACCCGCCAAAAGAACAUCAACCUCAGCAGGAAAUGAAAUGGAGAGGCCACAAUCUUCAGAUCAAGGCAAAGAUUUGGGGACAAAAAAUAAAGUGGAUGACAGGUCUGCAUCCAACAGUACAGAUAUGGCACCUGAUUUAAGUAUUGUAAAAGUAGAACCGACAGGUGAAGCUGGAUUAGACAUGUAUGUUGAUGUACCGGAAGAGAGUAUGAUGCAGGCACAACAAAGAGAACAAAGGGAACACGAUGAUGAAAGCGAUCUGGAAUUGGAAGAAGCCUCAGGCGAUUGGUCAAGGGAUGAAAUGUCAAAUGAAGCAGCUGGUGGCGACCAGAAUAACUCCUGGUAUAUAGGACAGUUCAAAGCUCCCAAACAGCCAGUUUUAAAAACAAAGCCUAUGCCUGCCUGUGCUAAAGCUAAGAAGUAUCCAGGUUGGAAAGAAGAACCGUCUGAAGACCCAAAUGAUCAAGAGAUAGAGUUUAUGCCAGGUCACAAAUUAGUUCACAUCACUGGCCAUAAACGAGCUUGCGCUUAUUGUAAUAUACUCCGUCUUAAGACAAAAUCGGGAUGGGCUAUAAAAUCUUACUAUAAAUGUGAGGCUUGCGAUGUAUGUCUUUGUAAAGGAAAGAAAGACUGUUUUGUAAGGUAUCAUGAAUUAAGAAUGGAACAACCAGAUUUGUCUCCCAAGAUGUUGCUGAAAACUUUAAAGGAAGCAACUGCUAGUCAAACACCAAAAAAACCUCGUAAAAGUGCCAAAGUAGAUGAACCAGGGGCUAAAACUGCAAUAUAUGAAGAAUUUACCUCAAUGAUGACACAGGCUAUUGCUGAUCAACUUCAGGCGUAUGGGGGAAUGUUGGACCCAGAUGACAAUGGUCAACAGAGUUUGAAUCGGAGUCGUGGAUCUGACCAGCAGUCACAUAUAACUGUCUCACCACAUAACACAAAUGGUCCCAGUCAACCUGAAACUGCAAAUGAAAAAAAUAGAAUUCACAUGGAACCUCUGAAAAAUGAACAAGGAAUCUUGCCAAAAACUACAGAUGAUAAACCCAACCCUAAUGAAGAACAAACUUACUCACCUAAUAACCAACAAGAAUACUUGUUGUAAUAUGUUGUUAUUGAAACAAAUUAAUGUGUUCAGCUAAAUCAUAGACAAAAAAGGGCAUUUCAUUGAAAACAUACUUAAAAAAGGAAUAGGUUUUAAAUGGCUCAGUCCUUGACGAAAGAUUUCCAUUUUUCUAUUUCUUAAAAUGUUAUUGCCACAAUGAUCAAAUAUUGACUGACAUAAUAAUUUAUGAAAUGCUCCAUGUUUUACAUAUUAUGUGCCAAGUAUAUUAUUUUUUAAUCUUCCAUAUUUAUUAUUUUGACAUGUUGUUUUGAUAAAUGAUACAGGUAAAUUCUGAAGGCAUUAUCACAAUUAUAAUUUAUUCAGUUUGUAUAUUUUCUACAUUUUCCCAUUUUAUGAUGAUAAAAAAAAAUAAGGACACUUUAAAGUUAUCUUCUCAUGCUUUUCUACCUUGCUUGUGACAACACUUAGUGUAAAAGUAAAGAUAGAACAGGUCUGAAAUAUUCGUUGUUGAUUUCAAAUUCUUGAAUAUGGUCAAAGUGAAAAAAAUAAUCAUGUUUUGAAAAAAUUACAACAGUUUAAAUUUAAAAACCAAAAAUAUUUGAGUAAUUUAAAAUGUAUUAAAAAAAAUUGAGAUAUUUUGCUUUAGUCUGGGAAGCACUUGUUUACCAAUGGGUAGUUAAUGCAUACAUGUGUACCAAGUACAAAAUGUGGGAUUUAAGAUUUAAAAUUUUAUUGACAAAGCUUGAAGAAAUAUAUUCAUUACUAUCUUCAAAUUUCAAUAACAAGGUUUUGUUUAUGUUUCUUUUCUUAUAUAAUAAUAUUUAAUUGUAUAACUUGCAUGUGUUUUGUGUAUUCACUAUACUUUAAAAAGGUGUUAAUAAUUAUCAUGACUAAUGAUGCAUGAAAAUGUAUUGGAAAUCCCUCUUUCCCUAUUUAUGCCCCUUUGUUUUGUUUUGCAUUUGAAAAUACUCAUUUUGUUUGCUAAUGUUGUUUUAUAAUGUUCAUGUUUUUUAAAAGUUAAGAUUUGAUUGUAUAAUCUGCAAAGCAGUGGCCAUCCAUAUUGAUCGUCUAAUCUGGUUACCAAACUUUGUAAUAACCCAUCUUCUAAAAUAAGGGAGGUAACUGGUUUACCUUUGUCUGUUCAUCACAUAUCAGUGACAUAAGGCCACACUUAAAAAUAUUUUGGUUUGCCCAAACCCUACCCAAAAGUUGAGACAGUGGGUAGGUAGGUAGGCAUUUUCUUUUUUUUUUUCAAAAUAAGAAAUUGAAGUAUCAGAUGUUUAUUAGUCUUCAUGCCUAUUUGGUUAAAAAAAAACUUCUUCAAAUCAGGACAAAAAAAGAAUUUGAGUAGGCAGCUAUUUUCUGGGUAGGUAGGUAGCAUUUGGGCAAACAUACCUAUUAUUUAUUAUGGCCUAGCUUAAUCUGGAUGUUCAGUAGCUUACAGUAUAUCUGAUUAGUUCUGCACAAUAAACAAUCACAAUCUGCACUCAUUCUUGUAUGUAUUAAAGUCAGGUUAAGCAGCUUCAAUUUUGAUUUUUACUCUUUGGUAAUUUGAGUUUUCUUUUUCAAAUCCCAUCAUUUUGAACAUGAAAGUGUGUUAUUAAUUGAUUUUGUAUGGCUGUUAAAUUUAGAUAUCUUUGACCCUUGUUUUCAAUUUAUUACUCCUAUUUAAAUAUUAAACUCAGGAAAAAAAGCUUUUGUAUUUUUACAACAUUUGAAACUAAACAUAGAUCUUCUUACACAAGGCCAGUUAAUUUUUGUUCGUUGUGACUUUUCACCUUAAGAAUCGAUCUUGAUAUAAAAAUGAAAAUGAAUUAAAAAAAUAUAAUAUUUUCAUGUAAUUUUCAAAUUUAUUAUUAUACAUUGUUAGUGAUGAGCAUACUUUAUUUAUAUCACAACAAAAAAACACUGCCUGAUGGCUGAUAUUCUAAAAUUAUAUUGUAUACAAUAUAUUGAUCUGAAAUUGGAUAAUUAAAUAAAACUAAUGUGAGGAUCACCCAACCAAACUUUAUUCAUACACCAAAUAUGUAUCAAAGCUUUGAUUAUAAAGUAUUCUAUUUCAUUUAGUUCUUUCAAAGUCUAAAUUAAACAAUUGUAAGUUAACAUAAGUUGUAACAUUUAAUUUUUAAAAUUUCCAGGGACACCAAAUUUUUACAAUUUUUACAAUAGCUGUUAUUAAUUAAUGGUCUGGAACAAAAAACUUAGAUAUUUAUUUAGAACAAAACAGAAAUCCUUUUUAUAUGCAUGUUAUCGUCUUUGUGCUAUAUUUAUUUAUGUAACUUUGUUUAGAUAUGUCCGUGUUGGUAUUUUAGAAUAAAAUGUUGAAUUAU
This is a messenger RNA of Mytilus trossulus (common blue mussel), 4861 nucleotides long. RefSeq lists its product as uncharacterized. Lineage: Eukaryota; Metazoa; Mollusca; Bivalvia; Mytilida; Mytilidae. The record is from RefSeq and is a predicted model, not a curated record. Gene Ontology annotation, molecular function: protein binding; rDNA binding. Gene Ontology annotation, cellular component: heterochromatin. Gene Ontology annotation, biological process: rDNA heterochromatin formation; negative regulation of transcription by RNA polymerase II. Bases 204 to 2570 code for a protein of 788 amino acids. The transcript is spliced from 5 exons.